AUGAAGACGUUGGUGAUUGUGAUUCCUUCCUCAGGAACCUACCCAGGAAUCUGGAGUCGUAGUCUGUGUAUAAACGAGGGUUUGAUGAAAGGCACAAUGCUUCCUUUCUUUCACAGAGCUAUGCAAGAAGACAUGGGAAUUAUUGUAUUGAAUCCAAAUGUGAAUAGCUACUUUGACGAAGAGACUUCAGAACGAAAACCCAUUCCAUACAAUGAUACUCCAGAAAAGCAUGUGUUGUAUGUGUGGGAUCGUAUCAUUUCGUUCACCACUGCAAAAGAUGUUUUGAUCAUUGCUUACGGAGAGGGAGGAAAUCAUGCAAAAGCUCUCAUUCAGGCGCGCGAAAGCGUUGUUCUGAAUAAACUUCGUGCAAUCGCUUUUACUGAAUCACAACACACUCUAUCUUCGGAUCUCAGUUUUGGAUUAAGUCGAGUGGACUCGAAAGCCACUCGAGAUUUCUUGGAAAACCACACGCUCAACUGGAUUACUUCGGAUUUGCCGAUAGGAGAAAGAGACUAUGAGCAAGAAGAGCAAUUGGGCUGCAUUUGUGUUAGUGCAGCUCCUUCUAAUUGUAGUCCUGGCCUAUUAAACUCGAUCGCAAUGGAUCAGAUCUUUGACUUUUUCCAUUACGCUUGCAGUGAUCCGACACACACGACCGAGCAAUACUGGGAAACAGUAUUGCAUUCGAAAGAUAGUCCGAUUCGCCAACCUUCUGGAUCCGAUGAUAUGAAAACAACGAAUGAAGUGUUAGUGACGAAUCUGCCGUUAUCUACGAACUGGAUUGCAGAUAAUAUGGUUUCGAAAUGA
Molecule: messenger RNA, 804 nt
Organism: Blastocystis hominis
Lineage: Eukaryota; Bigyra; Opalinata; Blastocystidae
Exons: 2
Coding region: 1-804 (267 amino acids)
Biological process (GO): regulatory ncRNA-mediated heterochromatin formation
Cellular component (GO): nucleus
Molecular function (GO): siRNA binding
Source: RefSeq, a predicted model, not a curated record